Molecule: messenger RNA, 1759 nt
Organism: Zonotrichia albicollis (white-throated sparrow)
Lineage: Eukaryota; Metazoa; Chordata; Aves; Passeriformes; Passerellidae
Source: RefSeq, a predicted model, not a curated record
AGAGCACGCAUGCCCAGCAGAGGUCCAGGGGGGUCAUGGAUUAUGGGAAUUCUGUCAAAAUCCAACCCAGCUGGGUGAAAUGUGCCCUUGGUGCAUUGGGCAACAGGUUUGCACUGGGACAGGAGAGCAAUAAGCAAACAUUCCAGCUGUUCCAGGACUUGGGGAAGAGGCUGGGAAUGAUGAAAACAAGCUGAUGUUUAACCCGUGGGGGGAGGUAUCCCACAAGGAACUCCUGAUGGACAUACUGGGAUCUGUGGGAUGUGCUUUAGGAACAGGAGACCAACAGCCUGUGGGGUUUCUUGUAUGUCACCAAACCCAACUAACAUGUCACUGACAAUGUCAAUAAUAACAAUGAACAGCAAUAAUAAUUAUAACAACAACAACAAUUAAUAAUUAAUAACACAGCAAUAAUAACGGAUAUGCAGCACCUCUGCCUGUUCUGAUCUCAGGAAAUGGAACUUCUCCAAUUAUGAAGGAAUUUAAAUCCCCUGUGUUCUGAGAUAAUAACAGCAGAAAAAGAGAUUUUUCCCAAAAAAUGUUGGAAAUGCUGAACAUUCUGCUUCAGGGGGAUGUUUGGUCAGACUGUGGGGUGGGAGUGGGAAUGCUCUGCAGGGCCCUGCUGUCUGGCUCCUGCUCCACCAUUCCCAGUCCUCACCUCCCUCUGUUAUUUCCUGGUCCUUUAUCUCCCUGCUAUUAAUUUCCGUUUUCUUUGUCUCCCUUAUCCAUCAUCUCCCUGUCCAUCAUCUCCUGGUUCAUUGCCUCCCCGCUCAUCAUCUCCUGUCCUACACGUCCCUGCAUCUCAUCUCCUGCUCCAUCCUCUCCCUGCUCACCUUCUGUCCCCUCCCGCUCCAGAGGCUGGGCCCACCAUGGUGGGUGAUGAGCACUCGGAUCCCCACCUGAUGAGCAUCCUGGGGGCCACAAAGAGGAGCACGCUGGGCAACAACUUCUGUGAGUACUACGUGAACGACGCUCCGCGCGUGGUCCUGGACAAGCUGGAGAGCCUCGGCUACCGCGUGGUCAGCAUGACUGGCGUGGGCCAGACCCUGGUCUGGUGCCUCCACAGGGAAUAGCCAGGGAGAACCAUGCCUUCCACCUGGACCACAUCCUGCUCGAGAUAACCUUAAAGGACUGGCAGCAUCUUUUCCCCCUUAAUUCCUUCCUGUCCCAGACUCCAGGCGCUCGGGCAGGGGAGGAACGGCGCAGAGGCAGAGCUGGACCCAAUGGAAUUUUGCCAUCCCUGUUCCGUUUCCCAAGAGCAGGGGAAGGAAGGUAUGCCCAGAAGCUGGCAGAAGGAACAGAUGGCUCCAGCUCUGCCUUCAGUGGGAUGGCAGUCUGGCAAAUUCCAGCUUUUUACAUUUUAAUCAUGUAUUCAGCAUGCCCUGGAGGAAGCUCAGUAACAGCCCUGUUUGCCUGCCUUCUCCUGGGCCAGGGGGUUAGGGAGGGACAGCAAGCAUGGACACCAUCCCAUCUCAUCCCUGAAAUCCAAGAGGGAACCACUAAACCUACUCCCAAGGCUCUGAGAAUCCCUUCCCUUGGCAGCAAGGCCCACUUCCAUCUCAGCAGCACCACAGAACUUCCAGAUCCCAGACUGCCAUCCAAGCCUAACAUGGGAUUCCCAAAAUAACACAGAAAAUGGUGUUGUGUGACUAUUCCAGGUGCAGGCCCUAAUCCCAACACUGCUGGAAUGUUUGGGACUGUGAAUGGAUCCUGCUAUGGGAGUAACACCAAUUAGACAUAAUAAAACAUUGCUCCAAAGAGA